Culex pipiens pallens (northern house mosquito) is the source of this 1323-nucleotide messenger RNA. Its product is annotated as putative odorant receptor 83c. Bases 1 to 1194 code for a protein of 397 amino acids. The record is from RefSeq and is a predicted model, not a curated record. Gene Ontology annotation, molecular function: odorant binding; olfactory receptor activity. Lineage: Eukaryota; Metazoa; Arthropoda; Insecta; Diptera; Culicidae. The transcript has 4 exons. Gene Ontology annotation, biological process: detection of chemical stimulus involved in sensory perception of smell; sensory perception of smell. Gene Ontology annotation, cellular component: plasma membrane.
AUGACUUUAAUCAAAAAGUUGAAUAGUUACAAAUUAUUUCGUCAUUCUUACACGGAGCCGUUCGAGUUUUACGACAGUCUAAUUGUGAUUCCUAACAGGAUUGCCAAAAUCAUCGGUCUGGAUGUGUUUAGUGAAAAUUACAAAGUUCUCACGUGGAAUUGGUUCUCCUUGAUCAUGAUGAUUUCGGUUUACUUCUACUGUACUGCUAUUACCGCUUACGAAGUACGAUUCGAUACAGGAGAUUUGAUUUAUUGUUUGGUUGAGGGUGGAAUCGGAAUACAAGGAUUGGCUAAAAUCUACACUUAUUUGGUUUACCGGAAGGAGCUGGUCUGGAUUCAUCAGUACACGAAACAACUUUACCGCGAGGCAUGCAACGCUGAAACUAAAUCCAUGCUGAUGGACAACAUUUUUCUGCUCAAAGUUGCAAUCAUCGUCAUGCUUAUGUGUUAUGCUUUCACUAGCAUCUCACUGAUUACAGCUCCAAUGUUGUUUUCAAUUAUGACGGGAGAGAAGAUCCUUCCCUUCGGGUUCUACAUUCCGUACUUGGAUCGCACUGAAUGGUUUGGAUAUUUGAUCAACUACGCAGUACAUCUGUACGACACGAUUUACGUUUCUGCUGAGGAUAUGGCGGCCGACACUAUCUACAUGAUAACGAUGUUGAGUGCUUUCACUCAAAUCGAUUUACUAAUGAUGUCUUUAAAAGAAACUUCCCAAAUACUUGAUAAAGAUGAUGAAAACCUUCAAGCUCAUCUUAAUUCGGUUAUCAAACGUCAUGAGGAGCACUUAAAAUAUUUGCGAACUGUUGAAACAGUUUAUCGCUUUUAUUUCUUUAUAACAUUUGUUAGUUUGGCAUCGGUACUGAUAAUGGCUCUUUUUGCUGUGGUAACGCUCUCUUGGUACCAAGGAUACAUCUUCGUUGGUUUCAUCAGCUAUGAAUUGUUCUUUGGUUGUUUUUUGGGAACACUGCUGGAUAUCAAGAACGAACAACUCCAGCAUGAGAUUUAUCAGAUUUCCUGGUACAAGUUGUCGAUUCCGAAUCAGAACGCUCUUCGGUUUAUGCUUCAAGCGUCCCAAGAACCUAUCUGUUUGACGAUCAUAUUCGCUCCACUUAAUAUGCCAACUUUUUUGCAAGUUUACAAAUCAAUCUACAGCAUGUUUACCAUGUUGUUGUCGUUUCAAGAAGAAGCAAAUUAACGCUAACAGAAUUGAAGCCACAUCGAGCAUAAAUAAAUCAUGUUUGUUCUGUUAUGCCACUCUUAACUCAUAUGCUUGAUGAGUUUUCUAAAAAAAAGGCCAAAUAAAAUUUAAAAAGCAUUGAAAACA